Molecule: messenger RNA, 828 nt
Organism: Vanrija pseudolonga
Lineage: Eukaryota; Fungi; Basidiomycota; Tremellomycetes; Trichosporonales; Trichosporonaceae
Exons: 2
Coding region: 1-828 (275 amino acids)
Source: RefSeq, a predicted model, not a curated record
AUGGCAGCUGGAUCGACCCAUUCCGUGCGGCCUUCCCGCUCUGAACGAGGCCUCUCCUCCAUCUUUCGCAAAGCCGCACCAGCAACAGCGACGACAGCAAAAGACGAGGUCGACGACGACUGGGCAGCCGACGACUUGAUAUUCAACGAGUACCCCCACGGCGCACACCGCCCGUUCACGCGCUCGUCGUCCUUCCCUACGCAGCAGCGUCUCUCGACCAUUCCGACCACGCCGACGACCGUCGCCGCCAGCCGAGCGGCCUCGCGCGCUGCCCAGGUCGAGUACGCCCCGCACCCUGGAGCCAUGAGCGACCUGUGGCCCAGCCUCGACGAGAUCACGAGCCAUCACUCGCGCACGCCAAACUCGAAGAAGCGCGCCUCGACGCUGCCCACACCAACGGCCAUGGCCCCAGGCAUGUCGGGCCCGUCACCGUACGACAAGGGAGCCGCCGCGCUCGCCCAGUUCCAAGCCGGUCAGGCGGUCCCCAACCCCGCCAGAUCGACAGCCUUACCAUCGCCGCGACAGAGCAUGUUGCCGUCACCUAGACAGAGCAUGGUUCCUUCUCCUCUACAGAGCGUAGUUCCUCUUCCCAAGCAGCAGCACCUGCAGCAGGCCCCCGAGACGCCCCCACCCCAGCCUCAGGCGUUUGCAAACGGCUCUGUCCCUACCACCUCGCAGACCUUUGCAAACGGCUCGUCGCCCACCAUGCCCGCCUCGCAGAGCUUUUCCAACGGUUGGGACAUGAAGGCGUCACGCCGAGCACCACCUCCACCACUGCGUCUCCCGGUUCCUGCUUCACCGAGAAGGACUAACAACGCAGAGGCAUAA